GUGGAGGCCCCAACGCGGUCGGUUCGAAAGACGCGGUUCUUACUUCUCAACCGAGGCUAAACCGUGUGUGUUGAUCGGUGUUCCGUGCGUGAAAAUACGAAUUUUCUCUCGCUUUAGAGUUUCCGAAAGGAAAUGGACCUCGAAUUGACAUUUGUGAAUUGUGUCUGCUGGUGGUGUCCCAAGUGGAUUUUUAUCGGGGAUAUACGCGUCUUGUGAAAAAUUUGGACACCAUGUAGAUCGCCCAUCCCCUAUAAUAAAGAAACAGCGCCAUGGCGACGCCGGUUGUUUCGUUGCAUCCCUUACCGAUAUCGAUAGCAACCCCCUCGAGGGACUCUAUGACAUUUACCAGCACAAAAGGUUUGCUAAAUGGGCCAGGACAGAAUAAUUGUUUCCUCAACAGUGCUGUACAGGUGUUAUGGCAUCUGGACAUCUUCCGGCGCAGUUUCCGGGACCUUUCCGGGCACGCUUGCAUGGCAGACUCCUGCAUCUUCUGCGCUCUUAAGGAGCUUUUUUCUCAACUCCAGUUCUCCAAUGAAACCGCGCUUCCUCCAGACGCCUUGCGGCGUGCCCUUGCCGAAAGUUUCUUCGACCAACAGCGGUUCCAGUUGGGUUUUAUGGACGAUGCGGCAGAAUGUUUCGAGAAUAUGCUGCUCAGAAUCCACAUGCACAUCGCCCAAGGCGAAGCCGAGGAUAUGUGUAAUGCCCGCCAUUGCAUACCCCAUCAGAAAUUUGCCAUGACACUAGUGGAACAAAGCGUUUGCAACUCGUGUGGGGCCACUUCAGAGCCCCUGUCUUAUACGCAGAUGGUGCAUUACGUUUCCACUUCCACCCUUGUCUACCAAGUGCGCACGACCCGUCCCCAAGGUAUAAUCGAGCCAUUUGGUCAACUCCUUCGCAAAGCCGGAAGCAUGGGCGACGUCCGCGUCUGUCCGAGUAACUGCGGCGCCGUCAUUCAAAUCACACGUACCUUGAUGAACCGUCCCGAAAUCGUUUCUGUGGGCUUAGUGUGGAAUUCGGAACGUCCUACUCUCGAACACAUAAUGGAGGUUUUUUCAUCCAUUGGUACCACGUUGCGUCUUAGCGAAGUCUUCAACACCGUGGUGGAUAGUCGAUGGGCCGAAACGUGCAUUCAUAAUCUAGUCGGAGUGGUGACUUACUACGGCAAACACUACUCGACUUUUUUCUUUCAUACGAAGCUACGCGUAUGGAUUUAUUUUGAUGAUGCUACGGUACGAGAAGUGGGACCACGGUGGGACCAAGUCGUCGAAAAGUGUAGGAAAGGGAGGUACCAACCUCUUCUUCUACUGUAUGCUUUGCCGGAUGGCACACCCGUAAAUACCGACAAUGCACCUAAGCAAGUGGUACCGUUUUAUGACAAAAAGAAAAGUGGUACCCCUUCACAGGCGGUUCUGCGGAGGUCGGUUACGCCUAGUCCUGAGAAACCCAACAUCGGGAAUACACGACGGGCGAUUACUCCAAACCCAGAUGGUACGGGAAGUACGAACCAGAAGCCGCCGCUGCCACGGCCCUACAACGAGUACCAAAAUCUGUCCGUCAUACAAAGCAAUCUUUAUCGUGGGGUUGACGUAGUAGAUGGCGACAUUCCGCCACGCAAAGACCCCGAAUACAUCACCAGGAAGUCGCUGGAACAGAAACCUUUAAACAUCCACAGGACUCUAAGUAAUGGUUCUUCAUCCGGUACCGAGGGUCUCUUUCGUGACUACCCCAACAUUCCCAGAACUCGCGAUUCUGGCAACUGGAGCAGUGACCGCAACAGCGCUUCGUCGUCGUCGUCCACAACCAUGGAGAAUCCUUAUUUGUAUCUAGUUGGAAAAGUUCCCCAAGACCCAACGACGGUCCCUCCACGCAACGAAUCCUCCAGUAGUAACAGCAGCGGUGUUUACGACGUAGGGUACGAUUCGUACUCGCUUUCAUCUAACGAUAGUUCCACGAUGACCACCAUCCAGCAUCUCAUGAAAAUGGGACAUUUGGCCAAAAUUCCAGAAGAUUACAACCAGAGCCAAAUUUCCCAAAGUUGCGACGUCUUGUGUGACGAAGCUGACGAGCUUUUGGUCAAAUCGAGACAACUGGAAGACGACCAUGAUCUCGUCCUAGCACUCGCUUUAUGUAACGCUGCCGCUACGAAGGCCCGUGCUGCAAUGGACGCCCCUUACAACAACCCCCAGACGUUGACUUUGGCACGUAUGAAACACAACACGUGUAUUAUGCGGGCUCGAAGUCUGCACCGACGGAUGACACAAAACUCCCAAAACGUGUCCAAAGACGUCCCGGAAAUCAGGCACACGAGAGAAGGGAGCAGUGGGAGUGGAGGAAAGCAUUCCCGACAAGGAUCUAGAGAGAAAGGAGUUCACUCCAGACAGAACAGUAAAGAAUUGUUGGCUCCUCCUCCAGACAAACCUCCCAGUAAAAACAUAGAAAUCUACGCAACCCUCCCGAAGAAAAAAGACAGCUUGAAAAAAAUCGUGAAUAUCGACGAAGACGAAGACUAUGUUCUCUACGAUAAACCCCCGGGUCGCGAAUCUCGAAGUAUCUUCUCUCGUUCGAAAAACAAAGAGGUGAAAGUCCGCGAAAAACGCUCCCGGAGUGAAGACCGCAACAAAAUCACACGAGAUUUUUCAAUUGCGCCGGAAAUCGUAGCCGGGAAAGACACUCUUAAGAAAGAAAAGAGUAAAGACGACACCAAAUCAAAGAAGCAGCACAAGAUCCGACGCAAACUUCUCAUGGGGGGCUUGAUCAAGCGCAAGAAUAGAAGUAUGCCGGAUUUGACCGACACGAACGGUGACAACGAAAAACCGAGUUCGAGCGUGGAUGACAGCUCCGUGGGGCUGAAGGGGGCGGAAACUGCGUCCACGAUGUGUGGGUACUUGUCAGAAGGUCACUUGGAGUUCACAGGGAGUACGAAUCCAAACUUGGAACGAAGCAAGUUGAUGCGGAAAAGCUUCCAUGGUAGUGCUGGGAAGAUUUUGACAGCUGCGAAAGUACCGCCACCUCCGCCGCUCCGUACCACUUCGCAGCUUAGUAGUGCUAAGUUGAAUGAAAGUUUCGACAAGGGCGAGAGGUUGCAAUUUCCUGGGCACUACUACAAUGUGACGCCAGUUUCUCUACCCUACUCUUACCCCGACCAUUUGAUGUACCAUACCCCGAGUUCGAACAUGGUGGUGACUCGAGCAGAUGUUCACCAGGAAGAAGAUCGUACGAAGCAGUUGGAUGUUGACGAAGUUGAUUGUGCGCCUUCACAUUUGGAACUACCGCCGUAUCCGAGUCCGUUAGGGUCUGCAAUCCAUUCGCGACAGGCGAGUGAGGAGUUUCCGCCUCCACCGCCCCCACUAGAUUUGUCAGCGCUAGACGAACAUCUCAAGGAACCGUCGCCGCCGCCGACCCCGUCACCGGGGAGUCUAUUGGCACAACUACAAAAUAAACGUCUGGAAAUACUAGCCCAGGAGUCUGAGGUUAAGUUAGAACCUCUAAAAUCAUCAGGUGAUACCUGGUUGAAGGAACUGCAAGCGAAGCAAGCAGCGUUGCGUAUGAAAAAACAGACGGAGGUUCAAAAUGUGGAACAGAAGUAUCCGCAUGAUGAGAGUAAGGUGACUUCGGUUAAAGAUUUGGCGACGAAAUUUGAAAGCAUACAAGUACAACCGGUUGAGAACAUAGCCCGAACUGUCCCCACGAAGAAAAGAGACGAGGAAAGUGUAGUACCUGAAAUUGAAGACGGAAAAGAAGAAGAGAACAAGAAAACGAAAUUAGGAAAGAAGAAGAGUGUGUCGUUUUGCGAUCAAGUAAUUUUAGUAGCCACUGCCGAAGAACAGGAAGAUGAUAGUUAUAUUCCUAACCCCAUUCUUGAACGAGUUCUGCGAUCAGCGAUGAACAAACCAGAAACAGCUGCUAUUAGGCAAGAAAUUCGAACUUUGAGGCAAGAGGUCGCCCCCGAAAUACCUCUCAAUGACACAGUAGACGAAUAUGCCCCCUAUCCUUUGUAUGUUCGGAGAAACUCAGUUGAUAAUCUUCUCAAGCAAAGCUCACCACUUCCAGAGCCCGAAACUUACAAUGGUUACGACCGCCAGUUGUACGGUACAAGUCCACAAACUCUCUACCGCCAGUCCCCCUAUCAACGAGUCCCCACUUACCCCUACAACCCCGUUCCACCGCAAAACUAUCCUCAAAAUUACGCACCUCCGCCUCAACAAUACAGACCUCAAACCACACCCACUUACUACCCCCCUCAAGAAUACAACCCCACUUAUCCACCAAUCCGACAGUCUCCUAAUCUUCACCAGUAUCCCGUUUACCAACACCCGCCAUCCCCGUCGCCUUCUAACCACUCCUACCAACAAAAUUUGUACGCGCGACAGAACUACAGAGCUACGCCUCCAGAAUGCGAACCGCCCACUAACUACUCCCCCUAUCAACCCGUUUCUAAUCAUUAUUAUCAAGAGGCCCGGGUUCCCCCUCCUCACAUGGAAGAACCAAUCAACUACCAGCAGAAAUAUUCACCGUAUCAACAUGUCCUUCCUCCGAAACAAUUGUUGAAGAAAACUGUCAGUUUCGAGCCGGGGACGAAAGGCGGUGCCGAAUCCCCCACUCCAAAGGCGGUCGUUACGCCCAUUAUUGUAAACAACGCCAAUAAUAGCGUGCCAAGUGGAAAAACGAAGUGUAAUUUGUGCAGGAAGAAGGCGGUAGUUUCCUCGAAUUUGUAUUGUACAGACUGUGAGUUUUACAUGUCGAGGUUUAAGCCGAAAAGGUAGUGAGGAAAGAGAAAAAGUUGCAAAGAAAUGUGAUACUUUGGAUGCAAUUAUUUAUUUUGAUCUCAUUGGUUGAGUGGGCUGAGGCUGGCAUAAUUACUGAGUAAUUGUAUAAAAUUGAAUCUCUAAGGGACGUUUUUGUAUAUAUUAUUGUGUAAUGUUUUAUAUUACAUGUUGCGUGAAAUUUCUUUACAAAUUAUAAAUAAAUAACUUAUUUUGUAUUUUUUA
Messenger RNA from Zophobas morio, 4988 nucleotides. RefSeq lists its product as uncharacterized. NCBI's taxonomy places the organism in Eukaryota, Metazoa, Arthropoda, Insecta, Coleoptera, Tenebrionidae. The transcript has 6 exons. The record is from RefSeq and is a predicted model, not a curated record. Gene Ontology annotation, biological process: protein deubiquitination. Bases 270 to 4763 code for a protein of 1497 amino acids. Gene Ontology annotation, molecular function: cysteine-type deubiquitinase activity.